Molecule: messenger RNA, 1626 nt
Organism: Neurospora tetraspora
Lineage: Eukaryota; Fungi; Ascomycota; Sordariomycetes; Sordariales; Sordariaceae
Exons: 2
Coding region: 1-1398 (465 amino acids)
Source: RefSeq, a predicted model, not a curated record
AUGACAUAUUCCCAGCCGCGAACACAGGUCUACGAAGAAGCGCCAUGCCCACUCACGACAAGUAUCGUACUUCCCGACGCCGUCUUGACAGGAGUGACGAUACAGCCGGCUAGUUCGCCAACUUCAUGUUGCGUUUUGCCUACACCAUCGGCUUCCCUUGAACUGAUCGCCUUCGAACCGAAUGCCACCGAUGUAGACUCGAUCUACUUCUACACGAGUAACAACGCUACAUCCCCAUAUUACGUUGGUACGCUGGUAGACGGCUUCCGUUGUCUCCUUGAUUUGUCACCAGAGGCCUUAGCGGCCGGCCGUCUUGCUGCGUAUCUCUCCAAUGGGGAGUCCAUCAUCUUCGACGAAACUGGCAUGCACUACUAUGGAGCAGGUUGUAACACGACAACUUCCGUCACCAUUUCCGAUUUCUUGACCCAACUCGCAGGAUUGCCAGACGCACCACCGCCAGCCGAAGCUGACCACAGAGGCAGAAGAGUCAGAAGAAGAGACCUUCCCGAGACCAACUUCACAGUCGCAGUCCAGGUAGCAGCUGCCAUCGACCUCUUCCUCCACGACCCCCAAGUAGCCUUCGGUGACUCGCCCUGCACGUUCGUCGACAUCCAGAACAUCACAGAAUGGGACAUACACUCUUGGACCUGCCAAUAUCCCGGCGCCAACAGUAGCGAGAAAAGCUGCGAAGAGAAGUUCCACUCCUGGUUCAAGCCCGACUCGCCUUCUCCCUCGGGAACCGGCCUCGACCAGACCGGAAAUGCUCUCUUCAACUUCGUCCCCCGUCUCAUCAACCGUGUUGGAAACAACCUUGCGGAUCUGUUUCCUGGUAUUAGCGAGCCGCUUCAACACGGCCUAAACUGGCUCAACAAUGCCCACAACGCCGUGCUGCACGCUGCUGAUGUCGGUGGUGGUGAACUUUGCGAGAUCCUUCAUGCACUCGACGAGUACGAUCUGAUCCUGUCAGACCCAGGAUUGCCAAGCUUGCACACAAUCGGGAACUACCACUCCCCUCCGCUCCCAACAAUCACCGAGGUGUUCGAGUCGCAUACCAAGAGGAUCACAAAGGAACCGCCGAGGCAGGUGAUGCCGACAGAGACGAGCUUCUCGAACGUGACUGAGACUUCGUUCUCUGAGAUUCCGGAUAUUCCUGAUCUGGCAUCCACAUCGAUAUCGGUGGCAGAGGACUUGGUCGAGGCUGCCAUUACUCCUUUCACCUCGUUGGGAUCUUUGCUUGAUGCCCCGCCGGAGGCGAGUGAUGAGGAGGCCGAGAGGUUGCCGACUGUCACUGUGACGGCUAUUGUUACGGAGAUUGUGACAUGGUUUGGGUUGGCUUCGUCGGCGGCGGAAGACAGCUUCACUCCAGAUAUGUUUAGUAGGGAUUUAGUUGCACAUUGAGUGGUUGCUUUCGUCUGUGUUGACGAUGUGGAAAUCUCGGAGAAGCUGUCUGAAAUCAUCGGAUUUUGGAAUGCAUUUAUUUCCGAAAGGUAUUUAAUGGUAAUGAACUCAUCGUGCCCCAUGAAGGUGAUGGUCGUAUGUUAGAUAAUUAUAUCAUCUUCCGUGAUCGAAGAACAUAAUUUGACUGCUCAAACGCUUUUCAUCCUCAUUUUCUUCCCUCGUUGAAAG